UUUCAGUGAAAAUCCAAUAUGCAACAAAUGAGGUGUUUGUACCUUACGUUCUGCCUGAUACUGAACUUGAACGCCACACCAGCUCACGAAGCCAAACCAGUCAAAUCUACUGUCGCUGCCGCAGAGAGCACGAAUUUGAAGGACAACGAUAACUACAAAAACAAAAAUAAUGUUCUGUUAAUCUCGUUCGAUUCAUUUGGCUGGAAAUAUCUGGAUUUAGUUAAGACACCAGUUUUGAACUCUUUCAAGGAUCAAGGAGUAUACGCUGACUAUCUGAUUAAUGUCAUUCCUACAGAAACAUUUCCAAAUCAUAUUUCCCUUGCUACUGGGCUGUAUCCAGAAACACAUGGGAUAAUAGCAAACAAUAUGUACGACCCUGAAUUCAAUGAUACUUUCAAUAUGACUGUAACUGACCCUAAGUGGUGGUGGCAUAAAGGCAUUGAGCCUUUAUGGUACACAAAUGAGCGUCAGGGUGGUACCAGUGGAGUUAUAUGGUGGCCAGGGUAUAAUAUUCAAAAUUAUACCCCAAAAUAUUGGAAUAAAAAUACAAAAAUAUCAUACAAGCAUAAAGUUGAUUUAGCACUAUCCUGGUUAAAGUCAGAAAAACCACCAAAUCUUUUAAUGAUGUACUUUGGUAUGCUUGACCAUGCAGGACAUCACAAUGGCUUUGGUUCACCACAAUCAUUACAAGAAGUCAUUAAUAAUGACAAUAUUACUGGUUACAUCAUCGAGCAGUUGAGACAAAACAAUUUGCUGGAUAAGUGGAAUAUUAUCGUGACUGCUGAUCAUGGAAUGGCAAAUAUUUCAAAGAGCAAAGUAAUCAAUAUCACAAAUUAUCUUAAUACAUCAGAGUGUAUGGUCAAUGGCAAUAAACACAUUAAUUUUGUUUGGCCUAAAGAAGGAAUGAAAGAUAAAGUCUACAAGAAAUUAAAAGCAAACCAUCACCCAAACAUGAAAGUAUGGCUUAAAGAAAAUUUUCCAAAAGAAUUUCACUAUUACAACAACCGUCGUAUAGGACCAAUUUUGCUUACCGCAGAUGAAGGAUGGACUUUCGCUAUCAAUCCCGCAACAUUUCACAUGAAGUUCAAAGGGUCACAUGGUUACCUCAAUACUUUCCCUUUGAUGUGGCCGAUAUUUUUUGCCCGUGGUCCAGCAUUUAAAAAAGGCUACCACUCAAAAGAAGUUUUCAACACAAUUGACCUGUACCCACUGAUGUGCAAACUGCUGAAAAUCAACCCAAACCCAAACAAUGGUUCCUACAGCGCAGUAAAGCCACUUUUAAAUGAUGCAAAUCAAUCAAUGAGUCCAAUCUUAGUUGGGGUAAUGGUGAUGUCAUUGUUCUUUGCAUUUGGCAUCAUGACCUGUGCAACAGCAAUUUGCUUGAGUAAUAGAAAAGUAAACAAAGUUAGAAAAAACCGAGGAUGGAAUAAUAAUAUGGCAAACAGUCAAUUAGAACAGUCUGACAAAUUACUUCUUAAUGAAGAUGGCAAUGAUGAUGAAGAGGAGGAAUUUAUCGCACCAAGAUCUGAUACACUUUAGAGCUAACAAGUUUAUGGUUUUG
Dendronephthya gigantea is the source of this 1561-nucleotide messenger RNA. RefSeq names its product ectonucleotide pyrophosphatase/phosphodiesterase family member 5-like. The coding region runs from base 19 to 1539 and encodes 506 amino acids. The transcript has a single exon. The record is from RefSeq and is a predicted model, not a curated record. Lineage: Eukaryota; Metazoa; Cnidaria; Anthozoa; Malacalcyonacea; Nephtheidae.